UGCCAGCAUCACGAGAACUAAACAUCAUGAGUAGUAGCAAGAAACCGCCCGUCGCGCAGACAUUGCAGCCCCGAUGGACGACAACCCCCCACCAGCCCCGCCCACGUCCCACUUGGCGGCGCAUUCUCUUCGGCGUGUUCGGUCUCUACAGUCUCUACGCCCUCUAUUGCGUCCUCUACGGCUUCCCACUUCUUGCGUCUCCGCUGCCACCCUAUACCGGCCCGCAUGGCGUGGGUGCAAUCGACUUAGAAGUACCUAUAGCGGGCGGGCCCCGACGCGUUGCUGAGGCGGUUCACAAGGCCACCGGACAACCGGUCUUCGACGUUGAGACCCUGUUGGCCACGGUCUACUAUCCGACCGACCGUGACUUCCGGUCCCGCAAGCCCCGGUACCCCUGGAUUCCGAGGCCUAUCAGCCUCACGGCCCAGGGCUACGCCCGCCUUGCCGGAGCAGACAACCUCAUCACCCGAUCCGUCUUCACGGCAGUCCUGUGGGCGGUGGGAGGCGCCGUGACCAUCCCCGCCGAGGUCGACGCCCCGCUUCUUCUCCGUCCCGAUUCCUUCCCCGUCACCGUCUUCUCCCACGGGGAUGUCAGCUCGCGCACCGACUAUACCCAGUUCCUCGCCGAACUCGCCAGCCGCGGGCACGUCAUCAUCGCCAUCGAACAUCGCGACGGGAGCGGGCCUGGCUCCAUGGUCAAGACCUCCGCCAGCUCUUCGGGCCGCCAGGUCCUCCCUCUCCGGCUCUCCGAUCUGCAACAUCCAGAUCUAGAUUUCGACCGGGAUGCCUUCAAACGCGCCCAGCUGGCCUUCCGCGACGCCGAGUUUCAUGCCGCCGUCGACCUCCUCCACGCCAUCAACAACGGCACCCCGAUCCUCAACACUCGGGACCCCAUCACCACCCUCCCCUCGUGGACUGGCCGCCUUAAUAUGACCCAUCUCACCCUGGCCGGCCACUCCUUUGGCGCCACCGGUGCCCUUCAAGCCCUCACCACUACGCUCUCCACCGCGCCCGCUGCAGGAUUGAUCCUCGAUCCGGGGAAAUCGAGCGGCCCCCUCAACCCCAACGCCACCGUGCCCAUCCUCGUCGUGCACUCCAACUCGUGGUCCCGUACCGUCAGCCCCUUCUACAACCGCCCGCACUUCGAUACCGUCCGUGACCUUGUCGGUGCGGUCCCCGCGCCCUCCUGGUUCCUCACUAGCAUCGGGACGGCACACCCCAGUAUCACCGAUGCGCCGCUGCUCGAGCCGCUGCUUCUCAGCUGGACUACAGGCGCUACCCUGGACGUGCAGGACGCUCUGCGGGAAUACGUUCGUGUGGCCGAUGACUUCAUCCAUUAUGUACGCGAUGGCGGAGAACGCGGCAUUCUGAGCGAGAAAGCAACCCACCAUCAGUACGAUGAGUGGGUGAGUGAGGAGCGGCAAAGGGAGUUCCCGCGGGCUUUGGCCAGACUUUGGCAGGUUCAUGUGACGCCGGUGAAUCAGACGAGACCCAUGGAGUCUCCUGUAGAGCUGUAAAUCGGUUGUCUCAUUCAAUGUGUAUCGACAUAUGCCGGGCUUGGCGAAGGUUCGAGCAGUCAGCCAUGUGACCAUGCCACAACCCGCCCUACUGUUAUGAGAGUAGAAGACAAGGGCGAGAUCUCAGCGAGUGAGUCAGAAUAGAGAUCGGUAUACGGUCGGGCCAAAAUGGUUUCUCUACGCCGAGAUGGGGUUAGCGACGGUAAGAGCACGGGCGUAGGAUUUUUGGCAUUCUUGGGCUUGGGCAGCUCAGGCGACAGCCCCUUAUGGGCCAUCUCAUCAAGCUUAUCCCCCAUGUUAAAGAAAAU
Molecule: messenger RNA, 1825 nt
Organism: Aspergillus uvarum CBS 121591
Lineage: Eukaryota; Fungi; Ascomycota; Eurotiomycetes; Eurotiales; Aspergillaceae
Product: PAF acetylhydrolase
Exons: 1
Coding region: 27-1517 (496 amino acids)
Molecular function (GO): 1-alkyl-2-acetylglycerophosphocholine esterase activity
Source: RefSeq, a predicted model, not a curated record